Messenger RNA from Platichthys flesus (European flounder), 3230 nucleotides. RefSeq names its product kit ligand a (gene kitlga). The coding region runs from base 330 to 1133 and encodes 267 amino acids. The transcript is spliced from 10 exons. Gene Ontology annotation, biological process: cell adhesion; positive regulation of cell population proliferation. Gene Ontology annotation, molecular function: cytokine activity; stem cell factor receptor binding. Gene Ontology annotation, cellular component: plasma membrane. NCBI's taxonomy places the organism in Eukaryota, Metazoa, Chordata, Actinopteri, Pleuronectiformes, Pleuronectidae. The record is from RefSeq and is a predicted model, not a curated record.
UUUUUACGCAUCAUUAAAACCAGGCUUAACUCCCUCCCUCUGAGCGCUGUCCCUCUCCGCCGACGCGAGCCCUCAGUGUCUGGAUUUAUGUUGAAGAUAGAUGGGCUAGAUGCCACACGUCAUAGGCUGACCGCCAGCAAAAGUUCAUAGUUCGAUUCCCAAUUCUCACCGUUUGUCGUCGUUCGGGCUCUUUUUUCCCUCCUCUGCUUGGAUACUAUUGACUUAGGCAUUGGAUAUGUGCACACAAGAUGAUGACAGCCCCUUUCCCCCUCGUAAGAGUAAAAUAAAAUAGGCUUUCGCACACACUGGAUUUACUCCUGUCGUUCCAUAUGAAGAAGUCAAAAAUUUGGAUACGUGUCUGUGUCUAUUUACUGCUGUUCGUCACUCUUGGGGUACAUUCAAGUAGUUUUGACGUCAACCCAGUGACAGAUGACAUCUCUAAGCUCUCUGUUUUGAGACAAAAUAUUCCUAGAGAUUACAAAAUUCCUGUACAUUUUGUUCCUAAAGAAGAGGGUGGGAUGUGUUGGGUUAAAUUAAACAUCUUCUACUUGGAGGAGAGUUUACAAGAUUUAGCGCAUAAGUUUGGAAACAUUUCAUCCAACAGAAAAGAUAUUAGCAUAUUCAUUCAAAUGCUCCAAGAACUGCGGCUCAACAUGGAUUCUCUGGAGCCGAUCAUGUACGAUUUUGAGUGCCACUACAGGGAAGAGAGGUGGCAGACGGCGCGAUACUUUGACUUUGUCAAAGACUUCCUUAUAGCUGCGCAGAAUAAAGAAGUUUCCGAUGACUGUAAUCCUCCUCCCUGUCCCACCACACCAUACACAGUAACUACAGAAAAAUAUUUAGAAGCAGAAUCGCCCACGUCCAGCAGCGAAGGCUUAAACUGUACGACAGGCUGCAAUCCACAACAGAGAUUGCUGACUGAGGUGGUGGAGCGAAGCCUUCUAUCCCUACUCUUCAUCCCACUCAUAGGCCUUGUAUUUCUCAUUGUGUGGAAGGUCAGGUCACGGAGGAACGAGCAGGCUCCUCAACAGAACCCUGUUGCAGCGGCAAUCUUCACAGGGACAGAAUGGAAUGGACCUCCACUGGAUGAAACAUCAGAAAAAAACAAGUUGAACGUCAUUGAAAUUGUGUAAUGCUGUUCCCCUCGAUGUUCUUCAGCAUAAUUGGGCUCUACUCUUUUCUCCUGUUGGUGUCCAGAGGUGACGGAAAAAAAAACUCAAGGCUUAAUUCCAUAGUGAGACCUCAGAAGUGAAAGGCCUGUUUUGGACUGCUCUCCAGAUUGACAAUGGCAGAUUCAAGAAAAAAUAAAUCAUGCCUGCUACCAUAUGGAUAAGCUUGCCUUUCUUUGUAAGACUGCAUUAACCAACCGCAUGCUUUUGAAAAAAGACUCAGAGAUUUUGUCAGAGAGAAACCCCUGUAUCACGCCUCCACUGGAUUCUCUGGCUCCUGCAAAUCGUCCAUCAGACCCUGCUGCAUCAUGAAUUAUUUUAGGGAAACGCAACGGAUUACUAUUGAGAUCAAUAAUGACACUCGGUUGUUAGGUUGGAGUGUGAACAGGACAAGCUGGCUGUGACCUAUCCCAUAGGCCCGUCCUGCUGCUGACUAGCUCACACUGACACAAGUUGGCAGGACACAAAGAUCUGUUUCUGUAGUCUCAGUAUUUCUAUCAUGUUCUUACAUUGUACUACAUCCAUUCUUUGGUUUUGUGCCUUGUUUGAUUAGCGAGAUCUGUGUGUGUAAAUGUCAAAAAGCCUGUCUAUGUUUCUAGUUGGUAGCAGACAGUGGAGAGAUCAUUACAUGGCAGAUUGAAAUAAUCUCAGCACAGUAACUCAGCAAGUAUGGUCUCCAAUCUCUCUCUCUCUCUCUCUCUCUCUCUCUAUUUUCUAUUUCUUCUAAAUUAACUCAAAACUAUGACUGUUUAGUUGGCUUGACCUGGGCCCAGUUAGGGUAUGGAAGACGAUCCUGGAAAAGCAGUGCUCCAGUAUGUGAAAACUCCUUCAUCGGUAGUACAGUUUGCAGUGGUUGGGACAUUUCUGGCCACUGUUACAUUUUAGCAAUUGUAACCUAUAGGAAACAGAUCUUCACGUAACUUGCUUGUAUCAUGUGUAUAUGGGACUAUAUGUUGGGACUUUUUGUGAUAGCAGAUGAGAGUAUAUUGUGCUAAAUUGAAUCUGUGUUUGAAAAAAAAACAGUAUACCACAUUGGUGUUCAUAUAGUUCAGAGCAACAGUACCUUUCAGCAUCAAUAGCUGGAAUUCUUUGGUGUGGUCAAGUAUUGUGUGUCAUGUUGAACUGCAAGAUAAUCUUAUUCAUUCCAAAAUCUGUCUUUGAAGAACACUCUAUGAACGUCCACUUAUUACUGGUGCCAUAUUCUCUAUGGCAAUUUAGAGCUGAGUCUGUGUUAGCAAAUGUAUACCACAUUGGUGUUCAUGUAGUCCACAGCAGCAGUACUUUUAGCAGGAAUAUCUGAAUUUAGUGGUGUAGUGAAGUACUGGAAAAAAUGUAAGCUUUUAGACGAUGACAUCCACGCAAAAAGGCAUUUUUUAACAAUAUUAGAACAUACUAUCUAUUACAAUUUAGACCUGAGCCUUUCUGUUAAGUCAAAGUUAGGUUUUGCUUUCUACAUGAAGACUGUUACAUGCAGUGCCCACUACUCUGAGACAUAGGCUAGUCUCGCCACAAACAAACUAACAGACAAGAUAUACUAUGUUAAACGUUGCUUUUCAUACAUAGUCUAUGAAUAUUAUGAGCUGCAACAGGUCUAAGCUGUGAACAAAAAAAUCGAUGUAUAAAUAUAUAUAUAUAUAUAAAUAUUUAUUUAUAUAAAUAUAUAUACAUAUAUAUAUAUAAAACAUGGUCUCCCAUUUUCCUGUCUGUGCAAGAGCCACAUACUGUAUGUCUGAUGCAUGAAUGCCAGAAAUCAAGCAAUUUCAUGCAUUCGUCAAGAGGAUGAGUGCCUUUAAAUACUGUUCGUAUGUGGGCUGUUGUGUGGUCUGAGUGUGAGCAGGGCCGCAUUCCGAACAGUGCUUUCGGGCUUGAGUGAUCCAUUCCAUCCCACUCCAGUGGGUGAAUCAAAUGGCUCUAGACAGGAAAUAAGUCUGGGUGCCAAAAAGCAAAUGUAAUUACUGCCUGGUUGGUAUUCUGGGUGAAAACUCUACUGUAUUCUGUAUUUUUGUAUAAAUGUAAACAAACAUAUAUAAGAUAUGAAUAAAGAACACGUAUCCAACUGUU